AUGGCAGAACCACAGCAAACUGUCGUGGCGGAAUAUCUACGAGACACCAGUAAACCUCUUCGGCCAAUUUUGACGUCUCUCAAUGGCGAUAACAGCUGGCUGAUGUCUUUUCCAAGACCAAAAGCAGAACAAGCUGCGACUGGGAGGAUCUUCUACCAUGUUGCUUUCGAGCCUUGGCUCAAAGGUCCUGCCGAUGUCAUCAGCUCAUGGCUUGUUCACAUCAAGAUGGUCAAGAAUCCCGAGAUUCCAACCUUCGAAAGCCUAGAAAAUGUGAUUCGCGAGAUCGAACAGGCUGCAGCUGUGCGCUUGCCAUCCAUGGAUGAGGGAGAUGCCACUCAACAAAGUACGACAAGUCCCUUGGACGCGAUCCUCCUUGGUUUCUAUUAUUCCGAUCAUUUACACCCGCCGACUCUAAAGUCAUUUUCUCCAAAUAUUCCUGUCAUUGCAACAGGUCCAGGAGCUGAAAUACUCGAAACCUGGAACCACUUCAGAACCAUCCGGGUGAUCAGCAACUUGGACCCCUCCGCAACAUCAUGGCAGACUCCAGACCUUCAUCCAGGCCAGCCAUUUCCCAAAUGGCUCACACCAAUAUUCUUACCUGGCAGUAGUAUUUUGAACUUUGUCUUCGCCAUCAUCUGGUCACAUACAGUCGAUAGUCAAGAAAUACACGAGACCAUCUUGCACUCUCCUCACGGCAUUGACCCGGAGGAAAAGAUACUCAACGCAUUCCUCGAUUCGGAGCCCAAGACGAGGAAGUUGGCCAUGCUACACGGUCUCAAGGAAAGUUACACCGGCGGCAUGAAGACUACCUUUGGAGCAAAAAGUGGACUAGUACUUGAUCGAAAGGUCGGAGGUGUUGACCAUUGGGUGGUCAGUCACUCUGCUGAGAUGUCAUACAGCGGGCUCAUCAUGAGGGUCCUGUGGACAGUCGACACCCAUAGAUCGAUCGAGUGGGCACUUGAAGAGGAACGGAAGAAUGAUCCCGGUUCUGUCAGACAUCAAAGACCUAAUGUGGUCACGGUUUCCAAUGGUGGAUCGAAAGUGUUGACGUGUUGA
Messenger RNA from Fusarium pseudograminearum CS3096, 1056 nucleotides. RefSeq lists its product as uncharacterized. Bases 1 to 1056 code for a protein of 351 amino acids. The record is from RefSeq and is a predicted model, not a curated record. Lineage: Eukaryota; Fungi; Ascomycota; Sordariomycetes; Hypocreales; Nectriaceae. The transcript has a single exon.